Molecule: messenger RNA, 1884 nt
Organism: Aedes albopictus (Asian tiger mosquito)
Lineage: Eukaryota; Metazoa; Arthropoda; Insecta; Diptera; Culicidae
Exons: 3
Coding region: 1-1884 (627 amino acids)
Source: RefSeq, a predicted model, not a curated record
AUGAAUCGUGACCCGAAACUGAAAGAAAACAUCCACCGCCAACUAGUGGAGUAUCAAGCUAAAGGUUACGCAAGGGCAGCAACUCAAGCUGAACUCGAUCGUGCUGAUCCCAGGCGGGUAUGGUAUCUGCCACUGGGAGCAGUAGUUCAUCCCAAAAAACCGGGCAAAAAUGCGGAAGAGUUUGCCGAUCGUUAUCCGAAGGCAGUCCAGGCAAUCGUAGACAACCAUUAUGUAGACGACUACCUGGAUAGUUUCGAGAAUGAAGAGGAAGCGCUACGAGUAUCACAGGAAGUUAGGAUGAUCCACAGCCGAGGAGGAUUCCAGUUAAGAAAUUGGCUCACCAACGGAAAACAGGUUCUGGAAGGUCUGGGAGAAAGCAGCACAGAUGAAACCAAAAAUUUGUUCCUGGACAAAGGAUCGGAAUGCGAACGCGUAUUGGGAAUGCUAUGGAAUACGAGAGAUGAUGUUCUGUGCUAUUCUACUGAACUGAAAGAAGAUAUACAACAACUGAUGGACAGCAACGUACAACCUACCAAAAGACAAAUGUUGAGAUGCCUCAUGAGCUUUUUCGACCCACUGGGUCUACUCAGUGCGGUCUUAGUGCAUGGCAGAAUCCUCCUUCAGGAUGUUUGGCGAGUUGGAACGCAGUGGGAUGAGCCCGUUGGUGACGACAUCUGGAAUCGCUGGAUGAAAUGGAUCAAUGCGGUGAAAACAAUCGACCAAAUUAGAAUACCUCGCUGUUACUUUCGGCAAGCUACCAUGAGUAGCUAUGAAGAACUACAACUCCACAUAUUUGUUGAUGCAAGUGAGCUUGCCUACUCGGCAGUCGCUUACUUCCGAAUAGUAACAGCAAGCACAAUGCCGGAUUGCGCCCUGGUUGCGGCCAAAGCCAAGGUUGCACCCCUGAAACCUUUAUCAGUACCAAGACUAGAACUACAAGCAGCGGUAUUGGGAGCAAGGCUGAUGCGAUUCGUUAUCGACACGCACACGAUAACUACUACGAAACGAUUUCUAUGGAGUGAUUCUUCGACUGUUCUGGCUUGGAUACAUGCAGAUCACCGGCGUUACAAGCAAUUCGUAGCCUGCAGGAUCGGAGAGAUUCUUACGCUGACUGAUGCAGAUGAAUGGAGGUGGGUGCCUACGAAGAUUAAUCCAGCAGAUGCGGCUACAAAGUGGGGUAAAGGACCUUGCAUGCAAGCAGAAAGUGAGUGGUUUAAAGGGCCGGAAUUUCUACGCAGACCCGAGAAGAAAUGGCCCAGUUCGAAGUUCAUCUCUACGACUACUGCAACAGAAGAAGAACUCCGUCCGUGUCACGUUCAUCGUGAGGUCGUUGUACCUGGAUUAGAAAUCGAUUAUCAACGAUUCUCUAAGUGGGAGCGUGUGCUGCGGACUGUGGCUUAUGCCCUGCGAUUCACCAAUAAUCUUAAACUGAAGUGCAGCGGUGUACCAAUACGUCAAGGAAUACUCACCAAGGAGGAACUACAGGAAGCGCAAAUCACACUUUUCCGAUCGGUGCAGUGGCAAGUGUUUCCGGACGAAAUGGCAGCAUUGGCAGCUGAUCGAAGAUCUCCAAUAAAACCAUCAAGCGAUCUUCACUCGUUAUGUCCAUACCUGGAUCAGCAAGGGCUUCUACGAGUGGAUAGUCGUAUUAAAACAGCUAACAAGGUGGCACUAUCUAUGAAGUUCCCCAUCAUACUUCCACCAAAACAUCGGCUGACACUACUACUAAUCGACGAAUACCAUCGUAAAUACCGUCACGCUAAUUUUGAGACUGUUGUUAACGAAUGUGGGUAUGUAUCCACACUGGGAAUGCCCCACCUCCCGGAAUCAGUAGUUCUUUCAUCUUCCGGAGUUGUCCAUGCGGUAGCUGUUGCCGUUUCGUGA